This is a messenger RNA of Penicillium canariense, 1104 nucleotides long. Its product is annotated as zinc-dependent alcohol dehydrogenase. NCBI's taxonomy places the organism in Eukaryota, Fungi, Ascomycota, Eurotiomycetes, Eurotiales, Aspergillaceae. Bases 1 to 1104 code for a protein of 367 amino acids. The record is from RefSeq and is a predicted model, not a curated record. The transcript has 3 exons. Gene Ontology annotation, molecular function: oxidoreductase activity; zinc ion binding.
AUGGGCUCAGUAACAGAGACGCAGCAAUAUGAUAUUCCCACUCACUGCAAAGCGGGUGUGGUCAUCAACGAAGGUCCAGAUUUUCAUGUUGAGGUACAAAUGGUACCAGUGCCGGAGCCUGGGCCUGACGAUGUCUUGAUUCGACUGAACUUCACGGGGCUCUGCUCCUCGGAUAUCCACAUGAUGCAGGGUGACUUGGAUACACCACCCAUGUCGACGUUUGGCGUACGGUCUCCCGGCCAUGAAGGUGCAGGUAUUAUUGUCAAAGUUGGCGCCAAUGUCAAUAACUUCAGACUUGGUGAUCGAGCCGGGGUCAAGCCACUUCUAGAUACCUGUGGGUCUUGCCAUUUGUGCUGGGAUGAUAAGGAGACAUACUGCAAAAGAGCGAUUCAUACUGGCUUGAUGACCCCCGGGACGUACCAGCAAUAUCUCGUCUCUCCUGCACGAUAUGCAUCACCAAUCCCAGACGGUGUGCCCGAUGAAGUUGCUGCACCUAUUAUGUGCAGCGCGAGCACGGUUUAUCGGUCGCUCGUCGAGUCCAACUUGAAAGCUGGCUCCUGGGUAGUUUUCCCAGGUGGCGGAGGUGGCGUUGGCAUUCAAGGCGUACAGCUAGCCAAGGCCAUGGGGAUGCGACCAAUUGUCGUGGACACCGGUGAUGAGAAACGGGCGCUGUCCAUGAAAAUGGGUGCAGAAGCCUUCGUCGAUUUCAAGGAAGAACAGGAUCCUACCACGGCCGUCAUCCAGAUUGCUGAUGGAGUCGGCGUGCACGGUGUCUUCGUUACAGCCCCAGCUGCGUACAAAACGGCGGUCUCCUUUGUUGGCCAACGAGUAGGAUCCAUGGUGAUGUGCAUCGGGCUCCCUCCGGUGGGGUCACUGAUUCUGGGAACCGACCCCUGCGAGUACAUAUUCAAGAACCUCAGUAUCAAAGGGACCUUGGUGGGCAGUCGGAGGGACACCGCGGCCGCCUUGGACUUUGCCCGGCGUGGGGUGCUUCAGCAGAUCAGUGAAGUGUACCCAAUUAAUCGACUGCCCGAAGCAGUGGAAAAGCUUCGCAAAGGCCAAGUUGCAGGGCGCAUUGUGAUUAAUUUCAACUGGGAAGAGUGA